AUGUUUCCUUUGAUGAAUGAAUGGAGCUUGAAAAAUCUUGGCAUUCACCUAACUUGUAAGUUAAUAAUAGUAAUUUGAUAAUAUUUAAUAUUGUGUAGUACAGUAAAUUUCAUGUAACGGCUUAUAAAAUAAUGGUUAAAAAUUUGAAAAUCAAUUUUCCCGCCAAAUCUUGGCAUAAGGUUUUAAGGUCAAUCUAGAAUUUUAUAAAGUUGUUUAGUAUAGAUUUUAGUUUUUUAUUAGUUCUUAACUAGUUUUACAUCUAAAAUAUUAAAGAAAAUUUGAAUUUUUGUUUUCCCGCCAAAUCUUGGCAUUCUGUUUUAAGGUUAAAAAAGUUGUAAUAAGACCAACUCUUGCUCUAAAUUUUUGUUCUCAAUAUUUUUGAUCAAUUUUACAUGUAUAACUAAGCAAAAUGUACUGAGAGUAAACAACCUUUUUUUUGAAAAUUUGAAUUUUUUAUUUUCCCGCCAAAUGCUGAAGUUUUGUUUUUUUUUGUUGUACAUUGCUAAAAUACGAAGAAAAAGUUGUUUAAAAUAAGAGUUUUAGCUUAAGAUUCCUCCAAUAUAUUGCUUUAUAUAAUGGAAAUUUUGUUUUUAGUACCGGAAGCCUAUCAAAACCAAAGUUUGGUCAUUUCAAAGUCAAUUUCUCAAGCUACUUUGUCUUUCGAAGCCGUUUAUCACAUGUUUAACGUAAGUUUUUUUGCAGAAUUUUGGUAUUAUAGGUUUGGUUAGUAUCGUUGCCGUUUUAAGCUUAAAUUUUGCAUUUUAUUUACAGCUUUUGUUUAGGUAUUGAACUUAACAAUCUUUUUGGACACAGUUAAUGGCCAUAACUUUGAACAUGAACUAGCGACCAGCACCUUGAACGCAAAUGAAAUCCUCGGGAUUCCUGGAGGUUUUACAACAAGAUGCUUGUUUGAAAAUCCAUUUGGAGCUAUUACAAGGUAAAAAUUUAUUUUUGCUGUAAUUUAUUAGAUAUUAAGACAAUUUUUUAGAAAAAUGACAUUUGGGUCUAAAACUUUUUUUUAGAUGUUUCAUGGGUGUUAAAAUACUUAUAGUACACUAGCCUACGCCAAUUAGUACUAGUUUUUGCUCUUUGGUGCAAUUUUGGCUGUGUGUUCUUGUGGCGCAGUGGUAGUGAUUUGAACUUUAGAAUAUAAGCUCAGAGGUUCGAAUCAGGUCCGAUGCAAUAGGCUAAUUACGUGUUUUAAGGCCGUUCUUCGCACUUUUUGAUAUUUAAAAUUGUUUAAAGCAAAAAAAAAAUUAAUUUUUAAAUACUAAUAAAAAACUUUAAAUUAUUUUUUAUAUAAAAAAUGGGUAAAAACAUCGAUUUUGCUGAAAAUUAAGCCUAAAACAUAAAAAAAAGCUGUAAAAAACUGUAAAACCUUAAUGAUUACGCAUAAAUUAGUUUAUAAGUUUAAGCCUAAUUUAUAUUUAUCAUUGUCAGGUUUUCCAAAUGGGCAAUCGAACCAAAAGACAAGAAACAUUGCCUUAGUGGCAAUAUCCGUCACGGUAUUUGCAUAUUGGGUAUGUGGGAUAUGGAACUUCUGACUUAA
This is a messenger RNA of Bursaphelenchus okinawaensis, 1549 nucleotides long. The record is from the annotation of a GenBank genome assembly. Lineage: Eukaryota; Metazoa; Nematoda; Chromadorea; Rhabditida; Aphelenchoididae.